Engraulis encrasicolus (European anchovy) is the source of this 5984-nucleotide messenger RNA. RefSeq names its product ubiquitin-conjugating enzyme E2 Q2-like. Lineage: Eukaryota; Metazoa; Chordata; Actinopteri; Clupeiformes; Engraulidae. The transcript is spliced from 13 exons. The record is from RefSeq and is a predicted model, not a curated record. Bases 129 to 1247 code for a protein of 372 amino acids.
UUCUGUUGACAGCCUACUUGCAUGGGCAAGUCUAUCGAUGCAAGUUCUGUAGAACAGGCUGGACUGCGCGGUUGCGGUAGUUUGUAACUUCCCCACUUCCCCGCGGGUUGGCUGGAGAUGAGUGGAAGAUGUCGGUAUCGGGGCUCAAGGCCGAAUUAAAGUUUCUGGAGUCGAUUUUUGACCAAAACCACGAACGUUUUAGAAUUAUCGACUGGAAGCCAGAUGAACUCAAUUGCCAGUUCAAUGUGACCGGUGAAAAACUCCUGAUAAUACAUUGCAACAUCACGGAAUCCUACCCUGCUACUCCUCCAAUAUGGUUUGUGGACUCCGAUGACCCGAGCCUUGCGGAUGUGUUGGAGCGGCUGGAUGAUGUGAGGAGGGGGAGCACUCUGCUACUGCAGCAGCUGAAGCGGCUUAUCUGUGAUCUGUGCCGCCUCUACAACCUGCCACAGCAUCCCGAUGUGGAGAUGCUCGACCAGCCCCUCCCUGUCCCUGCGGCCCCUAUCAGCCAGGAGCGGAAGACCACAGACACAUCUGAAGAUGAGGAGGAAGAUGAGAUGGGAGAGCAGGACAUUGAGGAUUUGGACCAUUAUGAGAUGAAGGAGGAGCCAGUGGAGGCCAAGAAGUCUGAGGACGACGGCAUCGAGAAAGAGAACCUGGCCAUCUUGGAGAAGAUACGCAAGAACCAGAGACAGGACCACUUAAAUGGUGCUGUGUCAGGGUCUGUUCAGGCGUCGGAUCGCCUUAUGAAGGAGCUCAGGGAGAUCUAUCGAUCACAGAGUUACAAGUCAGGUAUCUAUUCAGUGGAGCUGGUCAACGACAGCCUAUAUGACUGGCAUGUGAAGUUGAAAACGGUGGACCCUGACAGCCCCCUCCACAGUGACCUACAAGUUCUGAAGGAGAAGGAAGGGGUGGACUACAUCCUUCUCAACUUUUCAUACAAGGAUAACUUUCCAUUUGACCCACCGUUUGUGCGGGUAGUGUCUCCUGUUCUCUCUGGAGGGUACGUGCUUGGUGGAGGUGCCUUGUGUAUGGAACUUCUCACUAAACAGGGCUGGAGCAGUGCCUAUUCCAUUGAGUCAGUCAUCAUGCAGAUCAACGCCACGCUGGUGAAGGGGAAAGCUCGCAUCCAGUUUGGAGCCAACAAGAAUCAGUACAACCUGGCCAGAGCUCAGCAGUCAUACAAGUCCCUAGUCCAGAUCCACGAGAAGAACGGCUGGUACACGCCUCCGAAAGAAGAUGGCUAGCUGGCCCCAGAGGCGCUGUGCCUUUGUGCACUGUGGGAGCAUAAUGUCUUCAGGUCAAACCUUCAGCUUCUUUCCUUUCAUUUUCCCCCACCUAAAUCCUUUUUUCGCAUAACGUUUCCCUGCACCCUGCCGACUCAUCACUGGGAGUGAGGGACCCCCCCCCGCCCCCCCUACCUACUUGUCUCUGCUGUGUGUAGAGUCCGGCAGCUGCUGAUGCUGCGACCCUCACACCCCACACCCCCGCCCCGCCCUGCUGGUGCACCACAGACUGAACUUAUGGACUUAUGGUGCCCACCUUCUCUCCUCUCUUCCUCUCUCCUUCUCUUCACCAGUUCCUGGACGGACAGACACAGCUCUGGAGACUUCAUUGCAUGCCCUCUGCGAACGCGUGUGAUCUCCUGAGCGUCUGUGAAUGUACAGUGUGUGUGAUGAUCUCCAAUCAUUGUGGCACAUGUGGGGCAAUAUGGCCACACUCUGCCACACCCGUUGGUUGUGGAGAGUUCAAUGGUCAAAUCAACUGGAUGGCAGGGGGAGGAAACCGCCCAGGAUAUUUUGCGGACGAGCUGCAGCACCCCUCUUCCUCCUGGGGCCUCUCUAUCCUGUGUGGCAUGCCCUGCCCUGCCUGCUACUCCUGGGUUGGGGACAGGACUAUGGUGUGCGUUGUAGUAGUGCAUCUUAUUCUCUCUAUUGUCUUAAUAAGCAUAAUGUGGACUCCAGACACCGUGAAGUGAAGAGGGGAUAGGGAAAGAAAGAACACAAUGGCCAUCCACUAAUUAAUAACUGACAGAUCAUAUACAGUAUAUUUGCUCUAGCCUUCUUAGCAUGUAGCGCCUUGCAGGUACACGCGCACACACAGUCUUCAGCUGUCCUUGCUGGUAGACACAGAUAUCCCUGAAAUGGAAGAGCACAGUGUUGCAUUUUAGCUCACCAAUAGCUCAAAGCUGACCCCUCUCGCUCGGGCAGUGCAUCAGUGACGCGUGAUGCUGAUCGUUACUUUGAUGGUAAUAACCAGGGUGAAGUGUGAGUGUGUUUUAAUCUAAGAUGUGUAUGUGUGAGUAUGGAAUAUGAAAAUGGGGGGGGGGGGGGGCAACAGUAAGGUGACCCAGUCCAAGGAACCUGAUGGAGUGGACAGCUCCUCAUCGCUUGCUCUGUGUGAAAAUAGAUAAGUGAAGCAAAGCGAACAAGUGACUCUCUUAUUUGACACCACAGGAUUGGAUCUCCCCAGUCUGGACCCCAGAAAUCUCCCCUUGCCAUGCCACACAGGACCCCUCACCCAUCGGUGUCCACCUACGGCAGUCGCCUCUCCCAUCUUUUGCUCUUGCUCUUUAUUUAGGGUUUGGAGGGUUUGCUGCAGCCCGAAGUUCAUGGUCCCAGCAAGCCAAGUCUUUGUCACACACCACACCCUCUCCAUUUCCCCUUUUUAACAAGCAUAGCAGGCGGCUGCUCUUAUCUACUGCUGCCUAGCCGAAGUGACUAUAUUACCGCACUGGGAUAUUCAAGUUCAAUUCAGUGCUGAGCUGUUUAAAGACUACAAACGGACAACAGUCUGCCCUAUUGUUGGGUUGUUGUUGAUCAGUUCCUCUGAACAGUCCGAGCCCGUACAUGCAGCGCCAUUGCUGGAAUGCAGCUGGACAUGGACAAUCUUGUCAUUCACUGCUGUUUGGAGUCGGGACAAAAAUCAAACAAAGACGGACAAAUAAAGCUGUGUUGAGAGGGGUUGGUCACCCCUCCAGUCUAUUCUUGUGUGGAAACUCAGGAACAAGUGUAGCCUUUUAAAGACAGGAGUGAGAGUCACCUAUGAAGACGAGAGCCAUGGAGAUUGAAGCUAGCUCCUUUUCAGCAGGUGUCUGAUGUAGCCCUUUGAAGCAGUGCGGCAAUGAGACGCGAGAGGGCAACGAUGCAUAGCACUGCAGUGUACGUGAACACACACACACACACACACACACACACACACACAAACUGCAGAUGUAAAUGUGGGCAUGGUUUAUGGUAAGUUCUGUUUUAUGCUUAACUUUGUUAUUUGUUUUUUCCCAUAUCUGCUCAGUAUCUGGACAGUAGUUCCAGGAGCAGACUGCAGAGAGCGUGGUAUGUUCUUUUGACUCUGGGUGGAGUUGAUUGAUGCUUGCACAGUAUAUUCAACAUGUGCCUCCUCGGUUGGAAGACGAUAUCAAACAGAAAGAGUGAAUUAAAUCGGGUUGUAUAGUACAGAGUCGGGAGCAUGAUGUCCUCAACAGUGAUGGCAAACCUGGAUUCAGAAGCUACAAUCCAGUGCCACAUAUUCCAAAUUACCUGCAUUUCCCUGUCCAAAUAGUUCAGUUUGACAAGUAAAAGCUGGCCACUUGGAGUAUGUGGCACUUGAUUGUAGCCUCUGAAUACAGGCUAGCCCAUCUCUGGUCCUCAAUAGCCGGGCAGUGAAAGAAGUUCAAUAAUUUUCAGUUGACAUAGGCAGCACAACAGUAUAGUAGUUCAUCCUCAUGUGGACAUGCGUUACAGCCCUUGGCCUGCUAGUCUGACUUUGACCCGGUUCAGAAAGUAAAAACCCUGCCAUAGUUCCCUUCCCAUUCCGAUGAUUUCACUGACUAAAUAGUCAAGCUGUCUUGAGUAGGCUACUCAUCAGUGCGUUCAGGCCAACUGAAACGUGCCGGUGCCCGUUCAACCUUAUCUGGCAGCGACCUGCGUGUUCUCGCCGCAAGUCUCAGCGUUCAAGAACCAGAAAGUUGGUUCGUUAUGCGAACCAAAAAAAUACUUCUUUUUCUAUCUGGGAACCAUGAAGACAACGUGGCGCCGGCAGGCCAGGGGCAUCUGCUUAACACACAGUCACGUGUGGAGAAGUUAUGAGCCCAGGUGGUUUGCAGGUAAGCACUUAGGUGCCGAACAUAACUGGUACUGUUCUGGUUGGCCGGAACACAGUAAUUGUAAACAGCUGAUGCAAAGCUGGUCGGGUCAAAUUUGUGCAGGGUCUUUACUUUCAGAACCUGGGAUUGACACCUCUCUAUCUGUCCCACAUAGUAGUCUGUAGUCUGUACCCACAUCAAGAGAUGGAGACGCAUUAUGCCUAAUGUAUAAUGUGUUUGUCUGCAUAAUCCAUGGAGCUGAAGACAUUGCACUGCUCCCUCAAUUAUGUUUAUAAAGGCCCGUACCUGACACUCCCCAGAUGAAUGAAUGGGUUCUGCCUUGCUCCACAAACCUUCAUCUGGAACCAUGCCAUACACUGAGGUCUGCAAGGGUGUGGUUUUAUUAAAAUAUCCUUGCACAUGAUUGGAGAAACACCUUGUCUGGCAUUUUUAACGAGGUGCUACUUUUAAAUAACAGAUUCAAAACUACAGUUGAAAUUAUAGAAUCAAUGAUGAUGAGAGAAUCCUGCGAGCAACCAUGCCAUUGUUGUCGUCUGUCGUGUGUCACAUCUUUUCCCCUGCUCCACUACUUAAACUUUGAGCACAUCUCAUCUCUGAAAAUCCUGCAUUCCUGAUUGGUUCGGCUGCAUAGCAGCUCAGGAGCUGGGCAAAUCUGAGCAUCCUGCAGACCCUCCAUCGAUUUAAAUCGAUUCGCAGAUUAAUUUCCGAUAAUUGAUUUGUCCGUCCAAAGACCGAUUUAAAAAAAUAAUAAUUAUUAUUUAUUGUUAUUAUUAUUAAAUUCCCCCACGGUUAACCUUUUCAUCAAUCUUCCAGCCAUCAGUAACUACCAAAUACUUGUAAGAUUGGCUGUCCACAUUAGGCCUAAUAUCGAUAUUACCGGUAUACAAGAUUUAAUAUGUUGCUUCUCUAGUCAUGAAAUCAAGGAAACGUCUCAAAUAGCCUGCAUUUUUAAUAACAUUAGCUCCUGGAUUGGAUGGAAUCGGAAAUCAGAUCGAAGCGGAUUGAAUUGGAGCAAAUCGGGGGGAGUCGACUUGAAAAUCGGAAUUGGAUUCUUGAAAUAUGAAUCGAUACCCAGCUCUAGUCUGGUGAGAGCCAUGUUAUACAUGCCCUGCAUUUCCACGAUUUAAGAUCUCCAAUACAAUUUGUCCAUUAUGUAGACUUUGUAUCAGAACUGUAUCAGAACAUCAACAUUUGCCAAAACCAUUUACCGGUAUGUCUGUUGAACAUUAUCAGUGGGCCAAACUAAUCAGACACUUCAAUAAUGAGAAUUACCACAUUUGUCUGUGCUGCUAGAAAUGACAAAAAAAACAACAAUUCUUCCACACUGAUUCUAAAUUCCAUGUGCCAUUGCUGUCAUCAGAGAUUUUUUUUCUGGAAAACAAAGUUCAGUAAUCAUUCGCCACCCGUCUCUCUCUCCAUCUAUCGUUCUCUCCCUGUCUCUCCGAGUGCAAGUCAAACUGCUUCCUUGUGGCCUUGUGAUGCGAGGCUCAACGUCAUAGAUGAUUAGAAUUUUAUUGAGUAAGGUGCAAAACAAAGUCAAAGGUCAUUCUCUCAUUUGCAAAAGAGAUGUUAAAUCGGGGAAAGCCCCUCAUAAGUCUGUACUCUGAUUGACUGUGGAGACUUGGGCAACACUGAGAAGGGAAGAAAAGGACAGGAGAAAGUAUCUUGACUGGCUCACGCUCCUUCAUCUGAUGCUCUACUGUUGUGGAGGAGCCUCUGCAGCUCUGGUGUCAUCUAGUGGUUGAAAUGCAAUUCAGCUUCAUGCUUUGGCCAUGUUCUGGGUUUGGUUUGGCUUUGUUUCCCCCAUUGCAAGUGACAUUUUGAUCAUGUACAGAAUUUGUAAACUUGUAUCAAGUUUAUGAAUAAAGAAUUUUAUGAUGAC